Messenger RNA from Raphanus sativus (radish), 829 nucleotides. RefSeq lists its product as uncharacterized. Gene Ontology annotation, molecular function: carbon-sulfur lyase activity. The coding region runs from base 179 to 592 and encodes 137 amino acids. NCBI's taxonomy places the organism in Eukaryota, Viridiplantae, Streptophyta, Magnoliopsida, Brassicales, Brassicaceae. The record is from RefSeq and is a predicted model, not a curated record. The transcript is spliced from 2 exons.
ACAAACGCGCGUGGAUUAUCUUAACUUGUUCAACUUUGUUGACACACAUUUCCUCGAAGAAGACGAAGGAGAGGCGUAGACUUCAGACACAACUGUAACUUCAACAUCUUUAUCGAUCACGAGCAGACACACACACACAGACUCUGUUCAAGAACAUCUGAUUUAGGAGUAACUAGCAAUGGAAUCAGAACUGAUACUUCACGAAGGAGGAUGCCACUGUGGGAAGAUCAAAUGGAGAGUAAAAGCACCAAUAAGAGUGGUGGCGUGGAGCUGCAACUGCACAGACUGUUCAAUGAGAGGCAACGUUCAUUUCAUUGUUCCUUCAAGCGACUUUGAGCUUCUCGACGAUUCCAAAGAUUUCAUCACCACUUACACUUUCGGGACUCACACGGCCAAGCACACCUUCUGCAAGAUCUGUGGGAUCACAUCGUUUUAUACACCCAGGUCUAACCCCGAUGGAGUUGCAGUCACGGUUAAGUGUGUUAAGCCGGGGACACUGGACCACGUAGAGGUUAGAAGCUAUGAUGGUCUGAAUUGGGAGAAGUCGCAUAAAGAGACCGGUAUUGCCUCGUUUUCCAAAGACUCGAGCUAAAUUCAACUCAGGAUUGUAAUGACCAGUGACCAAGGGAGAAGGAAUCUUCAAGCAAUCAUAAAAAUCUCAUAUGUUGGAAGGAGAGGGAGAAACUAUUUGGUAAAAUAAAAGCUUUUUCUUUUGCUUAAACGCUUUCAAUAAUAAUAAAGCUCUCGAUUUUGAGUCUCGAGUGUUGUUCAGAUGUAUAACCUGCAGUUACCUAUGUUCAUAAUAUCCAUGUGACUUGUUUGGGCCAAA